UAAAAAUUUAAGUCCAUGGGAGCUAAUGAUAUCAUCAAUAUAGGAGGAGAAAAGUAUCCAGGACAGAGCCCUGAAGUUCUACAGGUUAGAGUAUGUGAUCUGGAGAAGAAUUCGGAGAAGGAGCAAUCAGAAAGGCAAGGUUUUCAUUCCAUCAUGAAUUAUGGAAAUCCUCCACCGUACUCGGACCCAGGCCCAACUGCCCCAUAUCCACCAUAUAUGCAGCAACCAGGUAGUUCUCAAGCAUAUCCUCCUGCUGGGCCUUACCCUGCUGGGCCUCCAGGGCCUUAUCCACCCCCUAAUACAGGGUAUCCAUAUCAAGGCUAUCCACAGUAUGGCUGGCAGGGUGGACCACCUCCAGAAGCUCCCAAAACCACAGUGUUCAUUGAACAGCGCAAUGAGAAGAAAGGUUGCUGGGAAGCACUUGCAGCUUGCUGGACUGUUUUAUGUUGCUGCCACCUUAUGGACAUGCUUGAUUAACCAGCCAAGAUCUCCUUGUGCCAACCAGGGGUUCUACAAUUUUCCCUAACAGCAUGCCCAUUAGUCCUUACCAUUUGGUUGCUGUACUAAAUCACGAACACAGCACAGUCACCUUACUGCAUCACAAUGGGACCAGAAGUGUAACUUUUUUUUUCAUUUUAUAAUAAGAUCUUUCUGGUGUGUUUCACAUUAUAGGCCCACUAUUGCUAAGAGUUUUUAUGUUCAGGUGAGUCUCACAUGUGACAAGUAUUAAGGGCUAACACCAGUGUUAACCAGUCUGCUGAAAGGCAGUGAUUAUCACUGCUUGCUCCAACUGUCAAGGGCACCUGGAUCCCAGCAUAAAAGCACUGUGGCAUCUACUUGUAUUCCAGAAAAGAGUCCAAUGAAGAUCGUACCUCAGAAUUAAAAAGUGAUUUGCUAAAUAUCACUAUCAGAACUCUCCUUGCAGAAGCACACCAUCUACAUAUUAUAAUGUGAAAAUAGUAUAUACUCAUUAAAAUAAUAUACAUAUUAAGCCUGUCAUGAACAAAACAUGCUAAGUACCUCUAAGGUUCUAUAUGUCUUAAUUUUUAACAUCCAAUUGCAUAUUGGCACUGUUUUGUCAGUUCUGUCCAGAAAAUUCCAUAAGCUAAUUUGAGACAAGGUAUUUUAAUAGGGAGUGAUAAAUUUGGUGUGCAUCUAAGUCAUUGAUCAUGCUCUUUAACGGAACCCCUCACUGGCUCAUCUAUCAAGUACUCAUGCACUGCAUCUUUAGUCAGAACAUAAUAUGCAGCGCCAAGUCAGGUAUUAUGAUUUAGUCUACUCUGGAACAAGGACACCGAUGAAGUGGGAGAGUGAGGUGUUAAUUUCAUUCCAUCAUUUUAAUUUUUUUUAAAAUUUUUUGGCAUGUCUAUCUGUAUAUAAAGUUGAGUACUUAAUAAAUUCUUGACAUGUUUUCAGCUU
Antechinus flavipes (yellow-footed antechinus) is the source of this 1419-nucleotide messenger RNA. RefSeq names its product cysteine rich transmembrane module containing 1 (gene CYSTM1). The record is from RefSeq and is a predicted model, not a curated record. The transcript is spliced from 3 exons. Lineage: Eukaryota; Metazoa; Chordata; Mammalia; Dasyuromorphia; Dasyuridae. Gene Ontology annotation, cellular component: extracellular exosome. Bases 16 to 477 code for a protein of 153 amino acids.